GCCAAAGACCAAUUUAUAAUAUUAUAGAAAAAUAUAAAUAUUUACUAAGAAAUAUACAUUUAAUGGUGAUAUACAUAUGAUUUCGAACGAUACACAAUUCAACAUAACAAAAGAAAUUUGAACAUACCAAAAUGUUCAUCUGUUUUUUGUUUUGAUUAUAACAGUCAGGUGUUAACAGUAGUCAAAAAUGAUAUAUAAAGAAUCGAAAUUCUAUCAUUCUUAAGUAAUAAUUAACAAGUUAAGGCGUGCAAACUAAAUUAAAAUAAAUAAAUAAGCUCAGUACACCUCCAAUACGGUUAAGGAAAAUGAGUAAAAUUUUUUUGGCUCUAUGGAAAGGAAGAAUACCAUCCAAAAAGUAUUUAAAACUUACAAACCGAAGUAAUUCCUACGACCAUGUUGCUUUUUCUAAGUUAUCUGCGAAACCUCCUCAUAGGCAACAUUACUUUGGUAUCAGUUUAUUAGGAGUAAUAACUGGUUUUAUUACCUAUGAUGGAAUUGUUAACGAAUUCAUUUACUGUGGUUCUACAAUACGCUUCCUACGCUCUCUUAAAACUGCUUCUUUAAUUGCAAUGGAUUAUUAUAUACUCCAAAAAUAUGAAAAUAGUUCGGACUAUGAUUUUCAACUUAAACAAGUACAUUUGAAAAGCGCUAAACGUUUGCUUGAAACGUGCUUAUUAAAUGGAGGUUUGUACAUUAAAAUGGGUCAAGGUGUUGCUGCUAUUAACCAUAUAUUACCAAGAGAGUAUACGAGUACAUUGGAACAACUACAAGACAAAUGUUUACCUACAACAAAAUCGGAUGUACAACAUGUUUUCUAUGAAGACUUCGGUUCUACGCCGGAAGACAUGUACUCUAAUUUUGAUUACACUCCAGUUGCUGCAGCGAGUCUGGCACAAGUGUUCAAGGCAAAGUUAAAAAGUGGUGAGGAUGUCGCCGUAAAGGUUCAAUAUGGUGACUUGCAGAGACGUUUUACCAGUGACUUGGGAACUAUUAUGUUUCUGCAGGAUGUCAUUGAAAUAUUCUUUAAAAGUUACAAUUUCGGUUGGAUAUUACGCGACUUACGAAAAAACUUAAUACUAGAACUGAAUUUUGAAAAUGAAGGACAAAAUGCUGAACGCUGUGCCAAAGAUUUGAAAAAAUUCGAGUAUGUGCAUAUACCACAUAUUUACUGGACAUAUACAAAACCGCGAGUUCUCACAAUGGAAUGGGUCAACGGAUUCAAAGUGAACGAUGUUGAACGAAUACAAUACGAAAAUCUGGAUUUAAAGGAUGUAGACUUCAAACUUUUCAACAUUUUUGCAGAGCAAAUAUUUCACACAGGUUUUGUACAUGCUGACCCUCAUCCGGGAAACGUUUAUGUACGAAAAAAUCCUAAAACAGGUAAAGCUGACUUGGUCCUUCUUGAUCAUGGCUUAUACGAAUACUUACCCGAAUCAGUACGCAAUCCUCUUUGUGAGUUUUGGGAGGCAACGGUAUUGAGAGAUGAACAAAAAAUGAAAUUAGCCGCACGACAAAUAGGCAUAAAGGAUCAUAUGAAAUUUGCGGAAGUUCUUUUCCAGCAGCCCAUUCGCAUACAUGGUGGACGUAUAAAGACGAAAUUGAGCGAGAGUGAUAUCGAGUAUAUCCAGCAGGUGGCUAAGAAAAAUUUUGAGCUAAUUAUGGGCACUCUAAAAGAAAUGCCACGCAAUAUGCUUUUUGUAGUGCGAAAUUUAAAUACUAUACGAGCCAUUAGUCGACAGCAUGGUGAUGUAGUGGAUAGACCACGUACGAUGGCACGGUAUGCCCAACAUUGCAUUUACGUCAAAUACAGUUCAAUUCGAAGCUACAUAUUCUGGUUUUACAGACGUUUGAUUUUCGAAUAUAAUUUGUGGUCUUCGUCAUUUCGGAUAUCUUGCUACGAUUUAUACAUACUUAUUUUGUAUAAACUUAAUCGAGCGCCUAAUUCAGCACGAACACUUCUAGAUGAUAUAAAAAGGCAUAAUUUUACAUAAAAAAUGUUUUCAAUGUUACACUUCUGUAUUUUCAUUUAACUAGUCAAAUUUGCGUGUUAAGAAUAAAGAAAAUUUAGUUACGGGUGGAGGUAUAUAUACA
This is a messenger RNA of Zeugodacus cucurbitae (melon fly), 2091 nucleotides long. RefSeq lists its product as uncharacterized. The coding region runs from base 306 to 1991 and encodes 561 amino acids. Lineage: Eukaryota; Metazoa; Arthropoda; Insecta; Diptera; Tephritidae. The transcript has 7 exons. The record is from RefSeq and is a predicted model, not a curated record.